AUGGCAGACUUCUUGACGGCCGUCAAGUCCGUCAGCGUGAAGCAGAGAAGCGACGAUGCGCCAGCACAACUUCUGCAAGCACUUUCCCGCCCGCCAGUCCAACGACCGACGCCGAUAGUUCUAGCAUACACGGAGCCCCAGAAGCCUCCUCAGCACCCUGGCAGCAUCAACUCACCUCGACACUGCUUGCAAGCGCUCAGGUCCCAGCCAGCCGCACAUGAUCUGAUCGGGAUCCUUGGCAGAAUCUUGAAGCACGACGGCGACUUCGACAUUCGAGCACCGGGUCCAUUGCAGGCACAAAUCAUCAAUACCCUGGUCAGCUCCAUCGUGCCGACAUUCUGCUCGCCAUUGCAGAAAUCCGACACAUCGCUCCUAGUGCGCUGUCUUCGGAGCGUGGCUGGAUCCAAUGCUUUGGUGGCGAGACUGCGCUUCUUACUCGACUCGUCGGAGAAGUCGAAGCCAUCAGAUGGCUCCGCCUCGGAGCUCGAGGCUCUCCUGCUCCUCGCCAGGGAGCUGUUCGUCGGCGAUGACUUCGCUCUCACCAUCUGGACUGGCUUGACGGAGGCUCUGACGGAUGACCGCAAGCGCCACAUGGCAUGCAAGGACUUCAUCGGCUUGAUGGCUUCUGGCAAGCUCACCGCUACCAUCGCCCGUGCUGAAGACACGCUGUCGACGAAAGAUGCAUCGCGAAAGAUCAAACCCAGCCCUUGGCUGACUCGUGGCGCAGAGUAUGCAGCUUGGCUUGGUCGCAAUGUCGAUGCCUUGUGUGCCGGUGGCGAUGAGCAGCGCUCGACUGCCGCUUCUCAGCUACUGAGCCGCGCUUUUGGACUGGGCUACUCGACUCACCUCAUCCAAAGUGUGAUCAUGAGCUCCAUUCGCAAAGCAGUGCAGCGUUCGGAAGCCACGACACGAACACUAGCGGCACUUUCACUAAAUCUUCCCGAGUACGAUCAGCGGCGAUUGCUGGAGAAUGCGUCGAGGUGGCUCUCCGCUAUCUCUGCGCAGCAGGACUCCUCAGAAGAAUUGAUAGCGGCCAUCGCUGCCGUGAUCGAUUCUUUAGCGGCUCCUUCUGCCUCCACGCAACGAGCUUUGUUGGAGCUGCUGUCAGAUCCUGCUCUGCCGAGUGCUUUCUCCUUCGCCGUACGGCGGGCGUGCGUAGCCGUGCUUGCCAAGCUAGGUCCUGACGAGCUUCAGACCCUGCUCGAGAGAAUCCUGACAUGCUUUGGUGACCGCCUCUUCAUCGACCAUGCGCCGAUCGUGCAGCAAGAAUGUGCUGCUCAGGUGCUGCUCCUGUGUGCAGGAUCGUUACAUCGCACUACUCCCAUGGCUGUUCUGAUGACCGCACGGUCUUCAGGUCACAUGCAAGGCGUGAGUAACAGACUCGAUAGCUCCAACAGCAAAUCUAGAUGGCUCGGUAUGGUUGUUGGGACAGCAUUGUCUAAGCUGGUCGACAAGGAAGGAUCCAGGAUGAACUUCGGCACCGAAGACAUGCAGACUGAUGAAGCGAAAUGGUACGGCAGUAUGAUCUCCCUGACGGCUCAUAUUGGAACCAUUGCGGAGUCUUUGCAGUUCCUAGAAGGAUCCAGUCAAGGCGCUCGCAAAGCCCUGCGGCCGGUUGCCAAAUCUGUACAGUUGCCUAUCAUCAAUGGGAAGCGUACAUAUGGACCUGAAAGACCACCGCUGCCAGCUCAGACGGGAGUAGAAGGCGAGAAAGUGACAGAGAUCUUGGAUGACGAGGAUGAUGAAGACGAUGAUCUCAAACCCUAUGCCAAGCCUGACAGCGACCCCGAAGACAGUGACGAAGACGCUACACUCGUCAACCGGAACAAAGCCAGAGCGCCAGUCUAUGUGCGAGAUCUGAUGAGAAUGCUCAAAGACGACAAGGACCACGAUCGCUUCCAGCUAGCGAUCAAGAGCGCUCCAGGCCUCAUCAGAAGGAAGACGGAUUUCGGUGGUGAAGUUCGUGAUCAUGCCGAAGAGCUAGCCUUGAUGCUCUGUGAUCUACAAGACCCCUUCGACACCGAGGACUUCGACGAGCUGAGACUCCAAACCCUCAUCGCCCUUCUCCUCACGGACGUACCAAUCCUCGCACCCUACCUCAGCAAACAAGGCUUCAGCGGCGACUACUCCAUCGCCCAACGCUGCCUUAUCCUCAGCGCUCUCGGCCUCGGAGGUCGCGAACUCGCCGGUUUCAAAGACCAAGACGACCUCAACCCAACACUUCCCGCCAGCACCACUUCCUUUCCCAGCAAACGUCUGCCCGGCCAUCUCCACGCUAUCUAUAGCCCAGGCGACCUCUCAGUGAAGCGUCUCGAAGCCGCUUCCAAGAACCUCGAGCACCGCUUGAUCAAGCCCCUCGCGCUCUCCGCCGCGGACGAGACGACAUCCCACCUCAACGCCGUCAAAGUUCGAACGUUUUCCAGCCGGAUGGAGGUCGAGCGCACGAAACGCAAACCAGCACCGAACCAGCUCGCCAAGGUCUUUGGAGAAUCAUUCUUCUCCCCGCUAGUCAGCAGAUAUCAACAAGAAAUCUCUGCCUACGGCCAAAGCUCCGUCUUCGCCUCUGCACCAUUCGUCGUCGUCACAUACCUCAAAACUCUCGCCCUCCUCUUACACGCUUCCGGGCCCGCGACAUUGAACCUCUCAGACAUCACCACCGUGUUCUGGGACCUCUUACUUUCGCUCCGCGUCCAAGCGAUCUCAAACAUCAGUAUCCUGGAAGCAGUCCUCUUCUCUCUUCUGACACUACUCGAAGUCAACGACGCUAACAAGCAGCGCCUAGCACAAGAAACCCCGAAGCAGCUUAUGGAGACGCAGCAGUGGGUUGAGGUAGUAUUUGAGAGGACAGGCGGUGGACACCUCGUCACAGAUGGGAGUGGGGAGGAGGUGAGGGUUAGGACUUUGGCGGCGGGAGUGCUUGUGAAGACCAGGGAGAGUAUUGAAGGGUAUCAGAAGAUGUUUAUCGGGGGUGGGUAUGCAUGA
Fulvia fulva is the source of this 2982-nucleotide messenger RNA. Its product is annotated as DNA replication checkpoint protein tel2. Bases 1 to 2982 code for a protein of 993 amino acids. Gene Ontology annotation, cellular component: cytosol. The transcript has a single exon. Gene Ontology annotation, molecular function: telomeric repeat DNA binding; Hsp90 protein binding. The record is from RefSeq and is a predicted model, not a curated record. Gene Ontology annotation, biological process: telomere maintenance via telomerase; protein stabilization. NCBI's taxonomy places the organism in Eukaryota, Fungi, Ascomycota, Dothideomycetes, Mycosphaerellales, Mycosphaerellaceae.